Molecule: messenger RNA, 2081 nt
Organism: Schistocerca gregaria
Lineage: Eukaryota; Metazoa; Arthropoda; Insecta; Orthoptera; Acrididae
Product: fibronectin-binding protein A-like
Exons: 2
Coding region: 184-1854 (556 amino acids)
Molecular function (GO): protein binding
Source: RefSeq, a predicted model, not a curated record
AACUGAGAGAAGAUUGCAACAAUUGCAAUUAUUCAGACUAGACUCGGUUGUGGCAUAUAACGUGAGCAACUGAAUACUAGCACAGAAGACGCCUAGAAUAGAAAGCUCUGAUAUAUGACGUUGCCCUGAUAAGAGAGGGCACGAGAGACACACAUUGGAAGUAGAGAAUCGACGGAGACGACGAUGGCAGAGGAUAGCAACAAUAGUGACGAAAGAAGUCUGGAAGAGGUGACAAAGGAAAUAGUGAAUCAAAAGAUAGAAGGGGCUAAGUUAGGCGAAGAGUCGAAAAGAAAAAUGUUUAAUGAAGAGAUGGAAGAAACUGAGUCAGACGAAGAGAUGGAAGAAACUGAGCUAGACGAAGAGAUGGAAGAAACUGAGCUAGAUGAGGAGGUGGAAGGAGGGAUGUUGGGUGAAGAGGGAAUAGAAAGUAAGAGCGAUGUAGGAGAAGUCGAAGUAGAGGGAGGGAAAAUGGGCAAAAUGAGGGAAAAGCAGGCCGACAACGAAGAUGUGCUAGAAGCAAGUAAAAAAAUAAAAAACAAAGAUAAAGCAGGCGAAAAGCUGAAAAAAAAUUCAAAGAAAGGAAAAGAACAGAGACUGAAGAAGGAUCGGGAGACACCAGAAAAAGACAAAAAAGAACCUAAUGAAUUUAAAUUAGACCGGAGAAAAAGAGGGUCAAACGUAGUGAUAUGUCGUCAUCGGGAACUAAAUUCAAGAAAUGAUAAAACUGUUGAGAAGGUCAAUGAUUUGCCUGAGGAGCCGUCGACAGCGUCGAUAGAAGGUUCCUUAGUUCCGGCAUCAGAAAAUAAUGGUGGUUUAUCUGAGGUAUUGCCGACAACGUCGACAGGAGAUGCUUUACCGUCAGAAGUUACUGGAUCGCCGAUGUCACCACCAUCCUUUAUGCCACCGCCGCCGUCUUUUACACCUCUCCCUCCAUCCAAGUCAGUGCAGGCCAGUCCAUCAGAACGGCGAUUGAUGAAACCUCCAUUUGAUGAGCUUCCACUGCCACCGGAAGAUCCAGUUGUUGUGUCCGAGCUGACAGGUCGGACGUCUCCGUUUUGCAAGGCGCUAGUAAACUUUGGAAAGGCGAAUGCUCCCAGGCACUUUCAAGCUCGGGAGGAUCUGCUGAGCAUUCGAAAUGGUGACAUAUUAGUUGUAACAGGGAAAGUGAACGAUAAAUGGUAUCAAGGUCAAUUAGGAGACCAGCUAGGACUGUUCCCGAUAGAUUUGUCCACAGAUGUAGAUGAGAAUGAAGUGAAACGAUUCAUAGCACAGAGCAUGCAGAGAAAGAAGAACCUCGUAUCCAAGGAAUCAAGGCAGGAAUUACAACAAAAAAUGAAGGAUUUGACGGCCGCUGCAGAGAAUGGCGACAAGUGUAUUCAAGACAUUAAUGAAGAAAUCAAAGAGUUGACAAUUGAAGCACACCGUCGACGAAAGAAACUCCGAGUCAAACUUAUGAGUGAGUACAAUAAUGUCUUGCCUCCUUCUUACUAUGAUAUCCCGCUCCAAGAAUACAUAUUCCAUACAUCCCUAGACACAGUUUUAACGAUACUCGAAAUUAGAGGUAUGAAUGAUAACUUCAAAAAUGUUCUUGCGGCCUUUGUUGAAACUUCAACGGACUUCGCUCAAGAAUUCAAAAAACAUCUCGCUGUCGAUCCUAGGACCAAAGGCAAUAUUGAAAAAGCUAUAGCCUACUCUCAACAAGUUCAAAAAUGCUUAAUGGAUGAACUCUCUAAUAUUCCUACCGAACUCUUGAAUCAAUGCGUUAACAAGUUAUCUAGCUUUUGCAUUCAAUUUCAACGAGCCCUCUUAUCGUCUAACUCCACCAAUACGUCAUCCAAAGCCGAAGGCGGCUAAAUUCACAUCGCCUUACACCCUCUAGUCCAUGUAUAACGUAUGAUCAAAACCAUGGUUCCUUAUUUGCAGAGUUUUCAGAGCACAUCGUAUCUAAAAAACCUGUGUUGUUCAUUUUUGACACCUUUUGUCUAUACAGCACUAAAUCCAUCGGACAUAAAGCAAUUGUGUAUCAUGAUUAUCUUCUACUCUAAAUAUACAAUAAAAUUAUCCUCUUUCAGGGCACGCCA